AUGGCGAAUAUACACAAUGGCUUCUUCAAGCUAAUGAACAGUUACUAUGGUUACAACACAGCACAAUUAUUCAAAGUGUAUGCACAACUCAACAGAAAGUUAUGUAACAUGAGCAUCCGUAAGUACUUUCUCGUUCAAUGUCGUAAAACUGGAUUAUUCCCGAACCACAUAGUGAACUCUCUAAAAUGCAUACACCCACUUUUGGAAGAACGCAGUCCGUACACCCAUAAACUACAACGAACAACCGAACGUUUUAAAAAAUCAAUUUUAAAUAUCGAGAUCAAACAGACUUUUUUCAAAAUUAAGUGUUUACAUCGAGAACUGGACCAACUACAACAACAGCUGACACAAGCUACAAAUAGCACUCUAGCGACACAGUUUAUUGCAACACAGAAUCAGUCAGUUGUACAUCGGACGAAAACACUCCAACGCACAACAGGUCGUAAGCUGAAGAAAUUAAUUAAAGAAAAAACAGCAACACCUGACAGUCCUACGCCUACACUCAACCCAAAAGCCAUACUAAAUGCUACCAAUGUAACGAUUCCCGAAGAUACCAUCACACUACUCAGUCUGGGAAAAAAGUUUUCCAUGCCAAUCACAAAUACCAACACAAUUCCGUUUUACCACAUGCUUGCCGACAUUGAAUCUAUACUACGCACUUCUCCAAACCAAGCCAUUCAAGAUCGCAACAGAUGUCUAGUUGCAACACAUAUCCAAAACUAUAUAUCGAAAUUAGUACACCGCCAAAUAGACACUCCACUCCAUACGUUCUGCAAAAAAGCAUCCAGUAUUACCAAAAAGUUCAUUAACGACAAUCAAGAUAUCUGCAUUAUAGAAGCCGAUAAAGGAAACAGGACUGUAAUAAUGUAUAAACAAGAUCACGAUAGGAAGAUGCACGAAUUACUAGAUAAACCUACAUAUCAGAAAACAUCCAGAGAUCCCACACCAUCCAUCCAACGACAAAACAACAUGCAUAUUAUUAGGUUACUGAAUCUCAAGCUCAUCGACAAUAGUACAGCAACACGUUUAAAAUCUACCACCGCUAUCUGUCCACAAAUAUACGGGCAGCCCAAAGCCCAUAAACCCGAUCUACCUUUACGUCCGGUAGUACCAAACAUCACAGCACCAACAUACCAACUAUCAAAAUAUCUAGCCAGCAUAUUACAAAGAUCCACACACAGCGAGUUCAACGUUUCCGACAGUUUCCAAUUCAUUACAAACAUAAAGCAAAUCACUCUACCACCAAACUAUGUCUUAGUUUCGUUUGACGUAGUCUCUCUUUUUACGAACAUACCAUUAGACUUAGUCAUCCACGACAUCAUAAUGGAUUGGAAUAAUAUCAAAGCAUACACCAAUAUAAACUUGGAUUUAUUUUUGGAAUUAAUAGAGUUUUGCGUAAAAAGUAGUUAUUUUCGGUUCCAAGACAAAUACUACAUGCAAACUUUCGGUACAGCUAUGGGAAGUCCGCUGUCACCCAUCCUGGCAAAUAUAGUUAUGGACAAUCUACUACACACAGUGACCAAACAGUUGCCAUUCAACAUUCCUAUCGUUCGUAAAUACGUUGAUGAUCUAUUCUUGGCUCUACCCAAAGAUCAAAUACAGUACACCAUGGAUACUUUUAACGCAUACAACUCUUACUUACAAUUCACCAAAGAAGACGAAAAUAACAAUCAACUCCCAUUCUUGGAUGUAAUGAUUACAAGAAAUUCCGAUCAAACAUUAUGCACCCGAUGGUACGCAAAACCAAUAGCAUCUGGCAGACUUUUAAAUUAUCACUCGUUUCACCCACUAACGGUUAAAAUGAAUGUCGCUCAUAACUUCAUAAAGCGGGUUAUGUGCCUCACUACGGAUAACAACGUGGAUACGCAAAACAUAAUUUUCCAACAUCUUAGAAGGAACAACUACCCAUCGAAACUUAUAAACAGAAUUAUCCAUAGGAAUAAGCACCAACGUUACAGCCUAGCAGAAAACGCCCCAACGGCGAGGAACUCACCAAAUAGUACCGAGCAAAAUUCAAUUACAACCAAUAGCACAGACCAAAUUACCAUACGCACCGACCCACCGAUAUACAGAUCACUUCCAUACAUAACAUCACUCUCACCAGCCAUAAUUAACACCCUCAAAACUGAUUAUGAUAACAUUACAAUUUCAACUAAACCGAUCAACACGAUAGCUAGAAUUUUACCAAAUAUAAAACAACCAAUUGAUCUGCUAUCACAGUUUAAUGUUAUAUAUAGUCUUCCAUGCGAAAACUGCAAGAUGAAUUACAUAGGCAUGACUCGUAAUCAUCUAAAAACAAGAUUAUACGGUCACAAAUCAAAUAUCAAUCAGUACGAUAAACUAAAAAGUGAUGGUGCAGUCAACACCGACGAACGGAUGAUCGCUCUAGGGAAAAAACUGCGCUCAUUAAACAUAUGGUCACUCAUAAUCAUACAUUUGAUCUCAAGAGUGUUAAAAUCAUAG
Messenger RNA from Malaya genurostris, 2463 nucleotides. RefSeq lists its product as uncharacterized. Lineage: Eukaryota; Metazoa; Arthropoda; Insecta; Diptera; Culicidae. The record is from RefSeq and is a predicted model, not a curated record. The coding region runs from base 1 to 2463 and encodes 820 amino acids. The transcript has a single exon.